Molecule: messenger RNA, 474 nt
Organism: Teleopsis dalmanni
Lineage: Eukaryota; Metazoa; Arthropoda; Insecta; Diptera; Diopsidae
Exons: 1
Coding region: 1-474 (157 amino acids)
Source: RefSeq, a predicted model, not a curated record
AUGCCAAAAGCAGAAUUCACGCCAGGAAAAUGGUCGCAUAUUGAUGGAUUGCAGUUAGCAGAUCCUUGGUAUGCUGAACCAAAGAAAAUACAAUUGUUAAUCGGGUCGGACGUAUUACCAGAAGUGUUUAAAGAAGGAUUAAUUAAAGGGCCAGACAACUCUCCAAUGGUUCAAAACACAUUAUUUGGAUGGAUAUUAUCAGGACCUUUAGAUGUAGAGCGUACAAUCACAAACAAAAUAAUGUUAUGCUCCAUGGCUUGCGAAAGCAGUGACCAGUAUUUAAAACGGUUUUGGGAAUUAGAGGAAAUUCCAAAUGCAGACUUAAGAACAGUAGAAGAAAGGCAUUGUGAGCGACAUUAUGAUUCAACUUGCACCCGCGAUAAAACAGGACGAUACAUCGUUAGGUUACCACUGAAAAAUGAUCGAGAAACGUUAGGUGAAUCCAGAAAGAGUAGCAAGAGUAAGAGUAUGUGA